AUGCUCUUCAACCUCGGCUUGACAGCUGAUGCCGCUGCUGCGCAUAACGGCGAGCUCGCUAGUUCCCAACCGGAAACACCACUCUCCCUGUCUUCCCGCCAGUCCUCACCGCGUCCAUUUUCAAUGAGCAAUUUACCUUCGUGGGGAUUGCGCGGUCUUUCCGCCAAGGGAAAAGGUAUGGAGGCAGACAAGCAUCGCUAUGAGCAACGCCGUUCAAUGCCUAUCACCGCUGUUGAGCCGAUAUCCUCGAGCGACGAGGACCAGCUUUCAACCGCCGGGCCAUCGCCCGUUCGACAUCAAUUCGGCCACCAGAAGUACACAAAGCAGCCUUCGCGGCCAAAAACCAUUUACCAGCUAGCACACCCUGCGACUAACGCGCGCCAUAAGCGGCUGAAGCUCAGACCUAAGCUGCUCCUCCAACUUCAACAAGUAUCGGCCACAUCACGCCCAUUACCUGUAUUCGAUGUCUUGCCAUCGACUUUAUUUACGUCUAGACUAGCCAGAAAAGUUCCCGCGAUUCUGCGCGGUAAGCGGGGCUUAGGUCCCAAUGAUUUAAUCGUCACGACUAGCGAUCUAUACGAGCGGCCAGUGAGCGAUGGUCCAGACAAAAACAUAAGCUCGGAUGAGGAAGGGGACCACCGUGAGGUUGUUGCGACCAUUUGUCAGUUGCUUAAAGAGGACGCUUUGUCCAAGGGAAAGGCAGAGAUCUGCCUUAACUCUGGGGCCGUGUUUGAAGCCACCCCUCUUCCCAACGGAUCCUAUGAAUUUGUUUCGAAUACGGACACAGGGCUUAUGGUUUUACGAUGGGUUCGACGUGGGCCAAGAAAGCGUCGUUUAUCGGCACCGCCUGGCUCAGUUCAGCCUGAGGAAAACCGUCGCUUCACGUUCAGCGUCAUCGAUCCCACUACACGCCGGCAUCCUGUUAUUGCCUCCAUGGCUCGUAACCACCUCGAGGUAUAUGAUAGGUACUCAUUACCAAGCACCGCCCCAUCUUCGCCUACAUCGGGAAUGUCCGUUAUUAGUGACGCCUCCGAGAUGGAUGUCCCACUGGACCAGCACGUUAUGGAAACCGAUGAGAAACUCCGCCUGUUGAUUAUUAUUACCAGCAUCUGGGUUGCUUUCCGAGAGGGAUGGUCCCAAAACUUUCGCUACCAUGAUUCGCUAGUUAAUGGAAAAGCUCCUCGUUCGCCAAGCUUAUCAAAACACAAUCCUACGACAGGCCCUGGAAAUGAGGAGGGCCGAGUGCUUUCAGGCAGAGACAAUGAGCUAGACAAACAGGCUCAAUCAGACCCAAAUCGUCGGGCAGUGACCUGGACCCAAGCAGCUUCCCACCCUCCAGCAGCAGACCGAUCAACUCAGUAUGGGAGUCUAUCAAAACGCUCCAAUUCUACCGGCGCCGCUUUCAUUGAACGGACUAACAAACGCAAUUCAUCAGCCAACCGGCAUUCUACGCUCUCCACCCCGCGCCAGUCGUAUGAUGGACCGACUGAAUCGCGGCCUACCCGUGCGAGUUCGAUCUGUAGAUCCCGGACCCAGGUGCGAAAAGCGGAUCGAGAAGACACUAAACUCGAAUCCAUCCCAACUCAAUCCGGAGCGGCACAGGGCUCUAAGGAUGGCCUUCAGACAACACUUGAUAGGCAAACGGAAACCCCACGCCCAACUAAGGGAAAGUGUCGACAUCGGCUUAGUAACCUUUUCGACUUCCUCAUUCGGAAGGGAGGGCAUCACCAUGAGUGA
Messenger RNA from Aspergillus puulaauensis, 1737 nucleotides. RefSeq lists its product as uncharacterized. NCBI's taxonomy places the organism in Eukaryota, Fungi, Ascomycota, Eurotiomycetes, Eurotiales, Aspergillaceae. Bases 1 to 1737 code for a protein of 578 amino acids. The record is from RefSeq and is a predicted model, not a curated record. The transcript has a single exon.